AUGGCGAAUCUCAAGGGAUUGCUGGGCCUUUCCGCCCGUCUGCGGGCGCCUCUGGGAAUUCCACGUGCAGUCGCAGAAAAUGCGCCCCCUGCUAAGACGCGGCUAAUGAAGGGCCCCUGGACCACGGGCCACACGGUUAUCGCGGUCUGCUCUACACCUUUUGUGUAUUCAGCCCUCAAAUCAUUCUACAUGACGGCACGGAUGAGGCGGCUGAACACGGAAGAGAUUCUCUCUGACAGAUUCACUUGGCUUCACGAGCGCAUGCUGGAAGAUGAAGUAGACUCUGUUCUGAUCCAGCAAGUGGCCAACAGCAACGUCGAUCGCUCAAAGCCUUUGCUACGUCUGGGCCCUUCUUAUGUCAGGUCUACCUAA
Messenger RNA from Cyclospora cayetanensis, 372 nucleotides. RefSeq lists its product as uncharacterized. The record is from RefSeq and is a predicted model, not a curated record. The transcript has 4 exons. The coding region runs from base 1 to 372 and encodes 123 amino acids. NCBI's taxonomy places the organism in Eukaryota, Apicomplexa, Conoidasida, Eucoccidiorida, Eimeriidae.